Molecule: messenger RNA, 1125 nt
Organism: Telopea speciosissima
Lineage: Eukaryota; Viridiplantae; Streptophyta; Magnoliopsida; Proteales; Proteaceae
Product: solute carrier family 25 member 44-like
Exons: 1
Coding region: 1-1056 (351 amino acids)
Source: RefSeq, a predicted model, not a curated record
AUGAGUUUGAGCACUGCUGCCGAAGAAGAUUCGGCUCCAGAAAUACAUCUUCCGGCGGAUAUCGAUUGGCAAAUGCUGGACAAAUCCAAGUUCUUUUUCCUUGGUGCCGCUCUCUUCUCUGGAGUCUCUGCUACCCUUUACCCUGUCGUCGUCCUCAAGACUCGGCAACAGGUAUCACAGACGCAGGUCUCUUCCAUUAGAACGGCCUUUACGAUCUUGCGUCACGAGGGCAUCAGAGGCCUAUACAGAGGCUUUGGUACUUCCCUGAUGGGAACAAUCCCUGCUCGUGCCCUGUACAUGACAGCUCUAGAGGUCACUAAGAGUAGUGUGGGAACCGCAACUGUCCGUUUGGGUUUCCCAGAACCGACGGCCGCUGCUAUCGCCAACGCCGCCGCUGGACUAAGCUCUGCGAUGGCCGCACAGCUUGUUUGGACACCGAUCGAUGUUGUCAGCCAACGGCUCAUGGUCCAAGGCUGCUCCGGCAAUCCCAACAGCCCGAAUGCACCCCCUUGUAAAUAUCGUGGUGGGAUCGAUGCAUUCAGGAAAAUUCUCAACGCCGACGGUUUGCGGGGUCUGUACAGGGGAUUUGGUAUGUCCAUAUUGACCUACGCUCCCUCGAAUGCAGUUUGGUGGGCAUCAUAUUCUGUGGCACAGAGACUUGUUUGGGGUGGAAUUGGUUGCUAUCUCUGCAAGAGAGACGAUGAGAGUAAGGAGAAUAGUAACAACAACGGCAGCUUCCGGCCGGAUUCGAAAACAGUGGUGGCAGUGCAGGGAGUAAGUGCAGCUAUGGCUGGUGGGGUUUCGGCAUUGAUUACAAUGCCGCUUGAUACAAUCAAAACGAGAUUGCAGGUUUUGGAUGGGGAGGAGAAUGGACGUCGGCCACCAACAGUUGGGCAGACUUUUAAGAAUUUAGUUAAAGAAGGUGGAUGGUCUGCUUGUUACAGAGGAUUAGGCCCUAGAUGGGCUUCCAUGUCCAUGUCUGCAACUACCAUGAUCACAACUUACGAGUUUCUCAAACGUAUGUCUGCUAAGAAUCAAGAAAACUUGUCUGCAUGAACAAGUUAGCAACCCAGAGGUGAACUCAAAAGUCUCAUUAAUGGAAAACCCAAAAAACAAAGAAGUUUU